This is a messenger RNA of Doryrhamphus excisus (bluestripe pipefish), 2290 nucleotides long. Lineage: Eukaryota; Metazoa; Chordata; Actinopteri; Syngnathiformes; Syngnathidae. The record is from RefSeq and is a predicted model, not a curated record.
AUGGCUGCAAACAUGGAAGUGGUGGACAUCCUUGUUGUGGUAGCCUACUUCAUUGUUGUACUGGCAAUUGGCUUCUUUUCCCUGUGUAAGUCGAACAGGAACACUGUGACAGGCUACUUCCUGGCAGGCCGCUCCAUGAACUGGGCAGCCGUUGGUGCUUCUCUAUUUGUCAGCAACAUUGGGAGUGAACAUUUCAUUGGACUCGCCGGAUCGGGUGCCGCGAGCGGUCUGGGCGUGGCCGCAUGGGAAUUAAACGCGCUGUUUCUGCUCCAGUUAUCAGGCUGGAUCUUCACACCCGUCUACAUCUACUCUGGGGUCUUUACCAUGCCAGAAUACUUGUCCAAGCGCUAUGGCGGGAAGAGAUUGCAGGUGUACAUUGCUGUGUUAUCGCUCAUCCUUUACACCCUCACCAAGAUAUCUGUGGACCUCUAUGCUGGAGCCUUGUUCAUCCAGGAGUCUUUGGGCUGGAACCUGUAUUUGUCAAUCAUUCUACUCAUUGCAAUGACGGCUCUCCUGACUAUCAGUGGAGGUCUCGUUACGGUCAUCUACACAGACAUGGCCCAAGCCGCCCUCAUGGUUGUUGGUGCCAUCUCCCUUUCAUGGAUCAGCCUUUACCAAGUGGGCGGACUUGAAGGAAUGAUGACAAAGUAUAUGCAGGCUGCUCCCAACAUCACGGCCAUCCUGUUGUCCUCUCCCAACCUUACCUACUCUGAAUCUUGCCACCACCGCCUCAACCCAAAGCCAGAUGCUCUGAAGAUCCUUCGAGGACCCAAGGAUCCAGAUCUACCAUGGCCCGGGUUCCUUCUGGGACAGACUCCUGCCUCUAUUUGGUACUGGUGCACAGAUCAAGUGAUUAUGCAGCGCAUCCUUGCAGCAAAGAACAUUGUCCAUGCCAAAGGCUCUACCAUCAUGGCUGGCCUCUUGAAAAUCCUGCCCAUGUUUGUCAUUGUCAUUCCAGGUACAGUACAUGUUUUGGACAAGCUUCUCUUCCACAAUGCUUCUCUUCUUCUCUACAUUUUAGGGAUGAUCUCCAGGAUCUACUUUGCCAAUGAGUUGGUGUGCAUCAGCCCGGAACAUUGCAUGGAAGUGUGUGGCUCCCCGUCUGGCUGUACCAAUGUGGCCUACCCGCGGCUUGUCAUGGCAAUGAUGCCCGUCGGUCUUCGCGGCCUGAUGAUGGCAGUCAUGAUUGCGGCUCUCAUGAGUGACUUGGACUCCAUUUUCAACUCAGCCAGCACCAUAUUCACUUUGGAUAUUUACAAGACGCUGCGAAAGCGAGCAUCUUCGAGGGAGCUGGUGAUUGUCGGCAGACUGUUCAUCGUCUUUAUGGUGAUUGUGAGCAUUGCCUGGGUGCCCGUCAUCAUCGAGAUGCAGAGCGGCCAGGUGUUCUAUUAUACCCAGGAACUCAGCGAUUACAUGACUCCUCCCAUCGCAGCCCUCUUCUUACUUGGCGUCUUAUGGCAUCGCUGUAAUGAGAAGGGCGCCUUUUGGGGCGGGAUGGCCGGCUUUGCCCUUGGACUUGUACGUCUGGUCUUAGCAUUCGCAUAUCGUGAACCGCACUGCAGCAUGCCAGAUGAGCGGCCAGCAUUUAUCAAAGAUGUCCAUUUCAUGUAUGUGGCAGCCAUUCUGUUUUGGGUUUCUGCUCUGGUGACUGUGGUUGUGAGUCUCUGCACGCCUCCACCGAGAACAGACCAAAUCCAAACCACAACCUUGUGGGGAUUAAACCAAAGAAAGCAAGAGCAGAAAAAAAAAUCAGAAGAAAUGAAUAGUUUCAAACCUCUAAAUCAGAAAGUUAAUGGUGAAGAAGAUCCUCCGGUACCAAAUGUUUGCCAUCUUGUUAUUCCUGAUGAUAACACACAAGGAAAGCCAGGUAAUGGAGAGGAAGAGGAGGGUUGCUUUGGAGGAGCAGGUGGGGUUUUUAAAUGGUUCUUGAGAUCUCGGGAAAAGAGACCUAAAGCUCAGGUCACGACAGUGGAAGAUCAUGAAAAACUUGUGGAUGAGCUUCUCCAGGAAUCUCGGCAAACUAAAAUAAUCCUGAACAUGGGGAUGGUGGCAAUUUGCUGCACAGGGGUCUAUCUCUUAAUCCAUUUCUCCAUUUAGGUCAAAUUAUUAAUGCUCAAAUUUGUCGCUUUUUCAUGAAGCAAAGCCUGUGGUGACUGUUGAUGAGCUCUAUGCUGUAACGAUCCGGUGGUCUAAAGACGUUUGGAUUCAAAACCACACUCACUGGUUCUGUAGAUUUUGUCAUGAAACCUAAAAUGAAUAUGGUGUGUUGCAGAAGUAUUAACCCCCCUUG